CCCGCCCCAGGGCUGCGAGGAGGCGGACGGAAGGAGCUCUCCCGGGGGAACCUCCACCCCAAGGUCGACUCGCCAGAACCUCCGGAACCUUGUGAUGGGCAGCUCCCCGCAGCUGAAGAGGAGCGUCUGUACGGGGGGCAGCAGCACCGGGGGCUGCUCUGGGGGAGGACGCGGCAAAGGCGGGGGCGACUCGGACAGCGCUUCCGUUGCCUCGUCGGCGGAGGAGGAGAUCGGCAGCGGGGCCUCGGUGACGCUGGACCCUUUGGAACACGCCUGGAUGCUCUCGGCCUCGGACGGCAAGUGGGACAGCCUAGAGGCGCUGCUCAUCUGUGAGCCUAGCCUGCUGACCAAGCGGGACUUCAUCACCGGCUUCACUUGCCUGCACUGGGCUGCCAAGCACGGCCGGCAGGAGCUCCUGGCCAUGCUCGUCAACUUCGCCAACAAACACCAGCUGCCAGUGAACAUCAAUGCCAGGACGAGCGGAGGCUACACCGCCCUGCACUUGGCAGCCAUGCACGGGCACGUGGAGGUGGUGAAGUUGCUGGUGGGGGCCUACGACGCAGACGUGGACGUCAGGGACUACAGUGGGAAGAAGGCCUCUCAGUACCUGAGUCAGAGCAUCGCCGAGGAGAUCAAGAACCUGGUGGGAGCCCUGGAUGAGGAUGACGGUGAAAGUGCCUCAGGCGGCGGGGGUGGCCGCUGGAGGCUUUCAAAAGUGCUCCCUUCCCACCUCAUCACCUACAAACUCUCGCACGUCCUGGAGGAUGGAGGGGAUCAUCACCAUCACCACCACCACCACCACCUGGCUGAGGGAUGGGCAGGAGGCAAAGCAAAGGACCCAGGUCGCAAAGCCUCAGGCAGCUCUAGUGGGCGAUUAAAACCCAGACUCAACAAAAUCCACUUCAAAACCCAGAUCAUCCACACCACACCCUUUUUCAGAGACCCGGAGCAGGCCCUGGAGGAGGGGGAGCAGGAAGAAGAGGAUCGAUCUCUUAAAGGCCACUUACCCUCAUUCAAAUUGAGACCGAAGUCCAAUGUAUUUGGAUGUCAGUUUCAUCUCAGGAACUGGCUUCCCCAUUCAGUUAUCUAUUACUCCACAUUUACUGAUGAAUAUGUGACAAGUGCUGCCACCCUUGCACAAUGCCUGGCAUCUUAAAGUGGACCACCAGAACAGGACAGAUUCAAACCCUGCAGCAAUUUGACUUCUAGCCUUAAACUCAUUGGCACUCUUCUUGGAACCCCAAUGGAAUCUAUGUAAAUACUAGAGGCCCGAUGCAUG
Messenger RNA from Myotis davidii, 1279 nucleotides. Its product is annotated as ankyrin repeat domain-containing protein SOWAHC. The transcript is spliced from 3 exons. The coding region runs from base 95 to 1156 and encodes 353 amino acids. Lineage: Eukaryota; Metazoa; Chordata; Mammalia; Chiroptera; Vespertilionidae. The record is from RefSeq and is a predicted model, not a curated record. Gene Ontology annotation, molecular function: protein binding.